AGUGUAUGCGCAAAAGAAAUCGAAAAGCCGAGUUUUCAUUUUUCACUCUUUUUUUUUUUCCCCAUUUUUCUUCUUUUUCCCCAAUGGUCAGAAAAGCUUUGUUCUUUACCUCGCGCUGCUCUCCCACUCUCACUUACUCUCUGCAACCUCUAAUAGCGAAAACCGCGACGGCUCUGUCUCGGAUCCACUCUUCCAAGCCUCAACCCUCGCUCUCUCUACGGAUCUCUGAGUCGUCUUUAAAUUUUUUCAUUUCAUCGUUCGCUAUUGAAUUCCGAAUUCUGUUUUUCACUAUUUCUGCAUUUUUUGGAUAAAAAUCGUCGAUUGGGUUUAGAUGUUUAGGCAUUCAAUAUUUCUGCAAAAUACAUGCAAUUUUUUCUGUUUGAUAGCUGUUGUUCUACGUAGUUAAUGGUGGAUGGGAAAAUAUUAGGGUUUUGUGAUCCUGAGGAGAUGGGGUGAAAUUCUAUUAUUUAUAGGAUAAAGUAACUUUGAAAUUAAAUUUGAUCACUUAAAUCCGAAGAAUUUUGGGAUGGUAACUUAUUUUCUUUGUUGCUGGAUUGCCUAUAAUGUCUAUGUUUUUUCAGAUUAUUGUGAAUCUAUUAUUUUGGGGGUGAUGAUAUCAGUGACUCAAGAGCUGAUCCUAGCUUGUUUAAAUGAUUCCAAACUCUUUGUUGUCUCCUUCAAUUCUUCAUUUGAUUUUGAGUUUCUUUAUUCACCUUGCAAUGCAGAAACAGUUAGUUGUAGAGAAGCCUUUCAUCCUUCUGUAAUAGGUUGUAGUGGAUAUAUUUGAACCUGUCCCCUGCCAUGUUCUGCAUGAUAGACUUCUUUCUGUACGCUUACUGCCACUUAAAUGUUUAGCGUUGGUUGAUUUGAUAUUUAAGAUAAUUUGAGAAUGAUGGUAAAUAAUGAUAUGUUUUUGAAUUGUGGAUUCCAUUUUAUUUGAUCUUUAUAUGGCUUAUUUUUACAAUACAGGUGCAGAUUCUUU
This is a messenger RNA of Rubroshorea leprosula, 982 nucleotides long. Lineage: Eukaryota; Viridiplantae; Streptophyta; Magnoliopsida; Malvales; Dipterocarpaceae. The record is from the annotation of a GenBank genome assembly.